Molecule: messenger RNA, 5025 nt
Organism: Amoebophrya sp. A120
Lineage: Eukaryota; Dinophyceae; Syndiniales; Amoebophryaceae
Source: the annotation of a GenBank genome assembly
CUGGUGAAAGCUGCUGUGAAGUCCACAGGACCUAAGAAGACUGCAAGUCUAAGUCAAAAGGUUGUCGUCACGAAGAGGAACGAAUGAGAAGGACGGUGCUUCAUCUACUGGUGUGACUUGAAAAUGGUGCGGCAAAAAGUACGAACGACAUAGACAAGUGCUAAAUGCAAAAAAUAAAUUUUAUUUUUUUAGCUAGGAGGAGACUACCCUGACCGAGACCUGCGUUUACAUUUCGAAAUUCACAUUCGACUCGAGUCACACGACGAUACACUUGUUGGUAUAGAAGUCAGCGUCCACCGAGGAGCAUAGAUUAUGCCAUCAAAAAAAUGAAGUGAGAUACAUCAACCUACGAGUGCUGCACAAAAGCGAGCGGAAACCAGUUUUUCGUUUUCGUGUGCAGCCUGCACAGCAGUAGCUACGAAAAGCCCUCCUGCUGGGAACGCCGAGAGCGUCCGGAACAAAAUGGUGACAGUUGAAGCCCAACUGAUCAAGGACCGGGCUGAGCUUUUCGAAAAGUUUCUCGAGGAGGACUCCAAGUAUCAGGAGAGGUUGGAGGAGGAGUUUUCAACGGAGAAGCAAUGCUACAGGCUGGAAGUAAAUUUGCUCGACCUGGAAAACAAGGUGAAGGGCACCUACAAGGAUAUGAUGAAUAAACCCGCCCACUUUCUUCCCUGCUUCGAACUUGGUCUUCAAAAUUUCUGCCAGACCAGCAACCGAUUUGAGAAAUUUCAAAAGGACCCGCGGCCCGUGCGAAUCGCGGUGAACGCGCAGUUUGGUCGCCAUUACGUCACUCCACGCGGCCUCGAUCAGUCCUUGGUCACGAAACUAGUCUGCGUCGAGGGUACUCAUUUGUGAAGAGGAGGAAAAAAUUAAAAAUUUGUUUUUUCAUUGCAUGAGAUAGAUUGCAUGUAAUGGUGCCAAAGUGACAAUGAGGAUUAGGUAGAUCUUUGUUGAUGUUUCUGUGAUAUGAGUAGAGAAACACGACGGCAAUGACUAAUACAUGGCGCGGUGCAACGGCUACUUCGAACUAGCUGCAGUUCUACCUUCCAUGAGACCUACCUCUAUACAUAGGAUGCGAUGCAAAUUGACAGGUGUGGUAACGUCCGUAUCCUCUAUCCAGUCCCGUCUGACCCAGUCCAUCUAUUAUUGCGAUAACCCGGGAUCUGACGGCCCAUACGGACCGGUAUUGAUGAAUAAAUGUAAAUCAGAAUGCUACUUGUUUUUUUUUCCAUUACCCGGAGCACAACUGCGUCUCCUUCUUGAUUUGACUUUUUGCCAUGACCUAACGUGGAAAUCGUCCAAGCCACCCUGCAGAGCAGCAUUUGUACUCACGCGGAAAAUAUCAAAUAGGCAUAGGGCAAAAGAUAACGUGACUUCUGCAAUCAUGGAUACGUGUCUCUGACUCUGAGUCUCUGUGCUGGAUGAAUGAAUAUGAAUGUCCACCAAAAAUGUACUUGAUUUUAAUCGCCUCUCCGAACAACUACGCGCAACACAGAUAAAGACUAAGGCGCGGGAGCAUCGGGAUAACGGGUCUCUUCUGUGGCAGGACAUCCAAUACAACGGGAUUUUAAAGGAAGAUCAAAAUGGCGAUCUCUGGGAUGAAGAAUUCGGACUCUGCCAGUACACAUUCAGUUUUUCCUCUUCGUGUUUCGUUUGAUGAUGAGUCGAGUCACGGUUGUAUCGCUUGUCCUUGUUCCGACGUCAGUGAUACUGUGUUGACGCUUUUCCCUGUGAAGAAACCCCGGUGGUCCGCCAUCAGCAAAGAGCACAUUUAGAAGUAGAGCAGCACUCAAUCAAGCAGCGCAUGGUCUGCUACUGCUGCACGAGGACCAAUCCCAAUGUCAGAACAAUAUAGAGAAAGUAGUCAACAACAACACUCGCUAUAAAAGGUACAAAGACCAGCAGCGAAUCGUGAUUCAGGAGGCUCCGGAAAAUGCACCCACGGGUCAGAUUCCCGUUUCCGUCGCCGCUAUGCUAGAGCAGGACCUUGUCGACAAGGUGAAGCCGGGCGACCGGGUGCGUGUGAUCGGUGUCUACAAAGCCUUCCCGAAGGUUUCCAACGGCAUCACCAGUGGCAUGUUUCCGACCCGGAUCGUCGCAAACUCGCUGAAGAAGCUGAAGGAGCACGUCCUCGAUUUGGACAUCAAGAUUUCGGAAGUUCGGAUGAUCAAGCAGAUCUCGCAGCGCCCCGACUUCUUCAACCUGCUCGCCCGUUCCUUUGCGCCAAGUAUCAGUGGCAACGAGGACGUGAAGAAGGGCUUGCUCCUGCUCUCCGUGGGCGGCGCAGAAAAAAACUUUGAAAACGGAACGCACUUGCGCGGCGACAUCAACGUUCUGCUCGUCGGGGACCCAAGUUGCGGUACUUAGUUCGUAUUAAUGCCUUAUUUCUAUAGUCGGACCUUCUAGUUGUAGUUGGCUCGUUUGAUGUUCACAAAUCUACUUGACUGUGUCCUUACGCGGUGGAGCUGGAACCGCUACAGCGGGAUCAACGUCGCUACUGCCGCCUUGUGUGGUUUCCCUGUCUAUGAAACGCGAACAUCUUUUUCAGGUAAGUCCCAGAUGCUGCGUUUUGUGAUGAACAUUUCCCCGCUCGCGAUUUCCACCACGGGGCGCGGUUCAUCCGGCGUCGGUCUGACAGCGGCGGUCAAGGUAAAUCAGCAAACGGGAGAGCGAUCGCUGGAGGCGGGUGCGAUGGUGCUGGGAGACCGGGGCAUCGUGUGCAUCGACGAGUUCGACAAGAUAUGGAUUGUAAAAAUGUCUGGGUCUGGAAACUUGUGAUGCUGGGUGGCGUAUCAUGAAGAGGCCACAAGUGCUGGCUCAGCAUGACAAGCCUUUGAGCUUCUAGGUGUUGCCUAUUCUGCAUGACAAACUCCGUUUCUGCAUGACAGCAAAGUGGGGCUCUUGGGUAACGUGCAUGACAGGUUUAAGAGUCAUGCCAGACAAGCACGACAAACUUGCAUUCUUCCAGACCCAGACAUUUUUGCAUUUGAUAUAAGAUGGGAGUCAACGAUCGCGUCGCCAUCCACGAAGUCAUGGAACAGUAUCAAAUGCAAAAAUGUCUGGGUCCGGAAGAAUGCGCGACUUGUCAUGCUACUUCUGGAUAGUGCAAAAAUCUGUGUUGCAUGAUUACCACAAGCUGUCCACUUUUGACCAAGUUGAGAGGCAGUUUCUCAUGCAGGUGAGGCAUGAUAGAGGUCCUUCAGAAUCUGUCAUGCUAGGCCAUGCAUGACAGACCUCAUACGUCAUGGAAAACCUGCAUUACAAGUCUCGCAACCUUCCAGACCCAGACAUUUUUACAUUUGAUAAACAGCAGACGGUAACCAUCGCGAAGGCCGGUAUUCAGUCGACCCUGAACGCCCGCUGCUCGGUCCUGGCCGCGGCAAACCCGAUCUACAGUACCUGGGACGAUUCGCUGUCGCUCCACCAAAAUAUUGCGCUGCCCGAUUCCCUGCUGUCCCGAUUCGAUUUGAUCUACGUCAUGAAAGACGAAAUCACGCAAACCAAGGACCGGAAAAUUUCGGAGCAGGUGUGGACGAAGCAUGAUAAUGAUUUUCAAAAACACUAACACGGCUUCUCUGGGUGUGGUUGAAUCGACGUGAUAGCUUCAGUUUGAUGUUGGUUAGGGGAGGUGGUGCUGCGGAAAUAUUUUAUUCUCUGACACUACUACUCUGAUUAUUCUGUCAAAACAAGUGACUUCGCUUCAUCAUGGCGAUCAUCGGGCUCUCGUAGUUCUCCUACAGCACUUGUCGAAUUCCACUAUGACCAGGUGUUGCGGCAGCUCCGAUACCGGGAGGAGCGAAAGAUGGCCCAGCGCGACGUCGAGGACAAGCACGAUGCGAUGCUCCAGACAAACAUCGCUGAGGACGCAGGCGAAAAGAACAAGAAAGUGGACACCUUUCAGAAAAAUCAUCCCAGCAUGUCCGAUGGUCAGACCGAGGAAAUUCUAUCACUUGACUUCCUCAAGCGAUAUCUCAAGUAAAAAACGUCUUUAUUUCCUCAUGCCGCCUCCUGAAAAUGAAAAUUACUUUGUUGUGAAGUACUGCUUAGGAGUGUUUCUCAUUUUCAUCGUGACCACGCUGCAAUGCAGAUAGUGUUCGUGGUAACGUGCGCUCGAAGAUAUUCAGCCUGCUGUCCAAACAACAGGUUUGCGAAGGAGAAGGAACAGCAGCCGCAACUCACAAAGGCGGCGUGUGAGAAAAUCGGGGUCUACUAUGCGGAACUCAGGCAGCUUAUGAAACAUGACAACACGUCCCAGGGGAAUUUAGCGGUUACGACAAGUAAGUCUUUCGAAGCUUUGCUGCAUGCCCAUGUGCGUGCUGUUUUCAUUAUUUUUCCGGCGAGAGAGAAAAAUAGAUGCACGAAGACGAACCUCUUCGACGGGAGCAGGUUAGCCGGAUGUCAAGUCCUUUAGAUGGCAACUUGAACCAAAACAGGAACGCUGGAGGCGAUGAUCCGUUUAGCUACUGGCCACGCGAAACUGCGGCUGGCAAAUGAAGUAACCGUGGAUGAUGUCGAGGUUACCAGGAAGCUCUUGCUGGAAUCGCGGAGCAUGGAAGCGAAGCAGAAUCUCAUGCAGGAAGGCAAGGACGACGACGAUCUCGAUCUCGCAGAUGACGACUUGAUGGAUGUCGACGAAGAAGGCAGUGCCGCGCCCAAGCCAAAGAGACAAAAGAAAACUGCGGACGAAGAAAUCGACCAAGCAGUUAUGGGUACAAUUCAGUCACAUUUUUACGAGUGUGUAGUCUUUGCAUCUAGGAACCCACUAGCUGACUCUAGUACUGAAGAUGAAGAACUUCUAAACAAACUAUUUUCGAAAAUCUUCACCCUACCACAGGCACCUUCAAGCAGACGAUCUUCACACUGUUUACGGAAUUGAAGAGAUACGACGCACCAGUGGACCAGUUGAAGCAGAGAAUCGAGGAGAAAAUGGAUAUUGACCCGCUGAUGUUUCAGGCGUGUUUGGCCAAGAUGGUGCAGCAGAAAAAGAUCAUGGUGGAAGCGGAGACUGUCUAUCUUACCGCCUAA